Mytilus californianus (California mussel) is the source of this 1129-nucleotide messenger RNA. RefSeq names its product receptor of activated protein C kinase 1. Gene Ontology annotation, cellular component: nucleus; cytosol. Bases 114 to 1067 code for a protein of 317 amino acids. The transcript is spliced from 7 exons. The record is from RefSeq and is a predicted model, not a curated record. Gene Ontology annotation, molecular function: ribosome binding; protein kinase C binding; translation regulator activity. NCBI's taxonomy places the organism in Eukaryota, Metazoa, Mollusca, Bivalvia, Mytilida, Mytilidae. Gene Ontology annotation, biological process: positive regulation of protein phosphorylation; rescue of stalled cytosolic ribosome.
GUUAAGAACAUACUUCCUUUUCCGGUUUGCCCGUCUUAGUUCAUGGCGAACUAAAUAAGUUAUAUCGAAUCUGCGCCAAUCAUAGUUGAAAUCUCAUUAAAAACAAGAAAACAAUGGCGGAGCAAAUGACGCUUAGAGGGACCCUCCAAGGGCAUGGAGGAUGGGUGACACAGAUCGCCACUACUCCCCAAUAUCCUGAUAUGGUGUUGUCGUCCUCUCGGGACAAGACCUUGAUUAUGUGGAAGUUGACCAGAGAUGAAACAAAUUAUGGUUUACCACUCAGAUGUUUAAGAGGUCAUGGUCACUUUGUAUCAGAUGUAGUCAUGUCAUCUGAUGGCCAGUUUGCCUUGUCUGGAUCAUGGGAUAAGACUCUACGUCUGUGGGAUCUUGGAGCAGGAACAACAACCCGUUUGUUUGACAACCAUGACAAAGAUGUCCUCAGUGUAGCCUUCUCUGCUGACAACAGACAAAUUGUUUCAGGUUCCAGAGAUAAAUCUAUCAAACUGUGGAACACCCUUGGUGUCUGUAAAUACACCAUUCAGGAUGAAGGCCAUAGUGAUUGGGUAUCCUGUGUUAGAUUUUCACCAAAUACAGCCAAUCCAAUUAUUGUAUCCUGUGGAUGGGACAAACAUGUUAAGGUUUGGAAUUUGACUAACUGUAAACUGAAAACCAACCACAUUGGACAUACUGGUUACUUGAAUACUGUUACUGUUUCUCCUGAUGGCUCACUGUGUGCAUCUGGAGGAAAGGACGGACAAGCCAUGUUGUGGGAUCUGAAUGAAGGAAAACAUUUGUACACAUUAGACGGAGGUGAUGUUAUCAAUGCAUUGACCUUUAGUCCGAACAGAUAUUGGCUCUGUGCUGCUACCGGUCCAAGUAUCAAAAUAUGGGAUCUUGAAGGAAAGAUCGUCGUUGAUGAGCUCAGACAAGAAGUCAUUUCAGCAAGCUCCAAAGCACAAGCUCCACAGUGUAUAUCUCUAGCAUGGUCAUCAGACGGACAAACGCUAUUUGCUGGAUACACAGACAACCUGAUUCGGGUCUGGCAGGUGUCUAUGGCAGCAAGAUAAAAUUAAGUGACAUUGAUCCAUGGAGAUAGUGCUGUGAAAUAAAAAAAACUUCCUGAAGAAAA